AUGAUUCCCUCCACAACCUCACCCGCUUCCUCUUCAAAUCCGCCACGGCAGGGCCCACCGCCUAAUGGUGCCUCAACGUCAAAAGUAGCUCGAAAACGGUCCCUGACCAAACCAGAGCGGCAUCGACCUAAGCCUGGGAUGAUCAACCAAACACUUGCUCAAAAAAACCACGAUGCCAACUUUCAGGAACGGAACGAUUCUACAGGAAACUUGAUUCAGAGUCAGAGCACAGGGGACGCCUUGACCUCCUCAGCAGCUGCAACAGCUGCUCAAGAACAACAACAGCAACGACUUCGCAUCCAACAAGCUAAUCAGGCCAAGAAUCAGGCCAAGAGUCAGUCUCAGCAGCGUCCUCGGCCGAGACGAUUGUCUACAUUACGUCGCGCAGGGAGCAAGGGUCAGCUCAAUAACAGCAAUAGCCAGGCGCCUCAACGGCGAUCUUCGACAAUGGCCAAGGCGAAAAAGAAGCUUGCGGAACGCGAAAUUGAAUUGACGGCCUGGGUCGUGGUCUCGAGGAUCUUUACGUGUUGCAUGCCUUCGAGUCUCCUUCGGUGCUGCAAUCACAAGAAGUUCUCGCGUAUCCAGGUAAUCCAGGCCUGGCGCGAAAAGGUGACGCUGUGUAUCAUUAUCGGUCUGAUCUGUGGGCUGUUGGCCUUCAUCAUCUUUGGGUUACAGCCCACGAUGUGUCCGAACGAUUCUGGGGCUGUCAAGUCAUACUCAACUCAGCCGACGGAUGGCUCCAGACCCGUCAAAGGUUGGUGUUGA
This is a messenger RNA of Gamsiella multidivaricata, 765 nucleotides long. RefSeq lists its product as uncharacterized. Bases 1 to 765 code for a protein of 254 amino acids. Lineage: Eukaryota; Fungi; Mortierellomycota; Mortierellomycetes; Mortierellales; Mortierellaceae. The record is from RefSeq and is a predicted model, not a curated record. The transcript is spliced from 2 exons.